Molecule: messenger RNA, 7319 nt
Organism: Mizuhopecten yessoensis (Yesso scallop)
Lineage: Eukaryota; Metazoa; Mollusca; Bivalvia; Pectinida; Pectinidae
Product: ATP-citrate synthase-like
Exons: 31
Coding region: 116-3430 (1104 amino acids)
Biological process (GO): tricarboxylic acid cycle; acetyl-CoA biosynthetic process; fatty acid biosynthetic process
Cellular component (GO): cytosol
Molecular function (GO): ATP citrate synthase activity
Source: RefSeq, a predicted model, not a curated record
AAGUAUUCACUUCCGGGUCGACCACAUCGGAAGAUUCUAUUUACUUGCGUUUGUGACAGUGGUGACUUUGACAGUAGCGACUAUCAGAAGCUGCUUGUUCAUUUCUUGAUGAAGGAUGUCGGCCAAAGCUAUUUAUGAAGCCAAAGGAAAGGAACUCCUAAACAAGUUCCUUAAGGACACAGCUGUAGGUAACCGCGUUGCUACGGUAACAGAGGAUGUCACAUGGAGCACACUGACUCAAGAGCAUCCCUGGCUAUUGACAGAGAAACUUGUCGUAAAGCCAGACCAGCUGAUUAAACGGCGCGGGAAGCUGGGACUGAUAAAAGCAGGCACCGACCUAGACGGUGCCAAGGAAUGGCUUAGUCACAAACUAGGCAAGGACUUCCAGAUUGGAGCUGCGCAGGGAAAGCUGAGGAACUUUGUCAUUGAACCAUUUGUCACACACACACAGGAUGAAGAGUUCUACGUGUGUAUAUAUUCCCACAGACACGCGGACAGUAUUCUGUUCCACCACGAGGGUGGUGUGGACAUUGGCGACGUUGAUGCCAAGGCAGUCAAACUUGACGUACCGGUCGGGGAGGAUUUGACAGCGGAUGCCAUUACUUCCACACUGCUUGUAAACGUUCCUGCUGCAGCACACAGUGUGCUGACAACAUUUUUACUGGCUCUGUAUGAGGCCUUUAAGGACCUACACUUCACCUACCUGGAGAUCAACCCACUCGUGUUUACGGGAGGAAAGCUCUACAUACUGGACCUUGCAGCCAAGAUCGACCAGUGUGCUGAGUACCUAUGUAAGGCUAAGUGGGGAGAAAUGACCUUCCCUCCACCCUUUGGUAGGGACGCACUUCCUGAGGAAGCAUAUAUUGCGGAUCUUGAUGCAAAGAGUGGUGCCUCUCUCAAGCUGACCAUCCUAAACAAGAAGGGUCGGAUCUGGACAAUGGUGGCAGGGGGCGGAGCCUCCGUCAUAUUUGCGGAUACCAUCUGCGACUUGGGAGGAGCUCCCGAGCUAGCCAACUACGGCGAGUAUUCUGGAGCACCCAGCGAACAACAGACGUACGAAUACGCCAAGACCAUCCUUAGUCUGAUGACACAAGAUACCCACCCCGAUGGUAAGAUCCUGAUUGUUGGAGGAGGAAUUGCUAACUUCACCAACGUCGCUGCCACAUUUAAGGGUAUUGUGAGAGCGUUACGUGAGUUCCAACAACAGUUAAUCGAAACAAAGACCAGCAUCUAUGUGAGGAGAGCAGGGCCCAACUACCAGGAGGGGCUGAGGAUCAUGAGGGAAUUAGGUAACACACUUGGAGUAUCAAUCCACGUUUUUGGACCGGAGACUCACAUGACCUCCAUCGUCAGUAUGGCACUGGGCAAGCGAGAGAUCCCAGACAACCCGAAACCCAUGCAGACAACGGCUAACUUCCUUCUACCUACUGGCGGGUCCAUAGUCUCAUUAUCCUUACAGUCUCCGUCCAGCAGUCGGAGAAGUUCUAUGGUGGAAGGUAAAUCACCAUCAAAGUCGGCCGACUCUAAGAGCAACAUGACCCAGAGGUCAACCUCGCAGGGUAAUACAGGGCCCUUGUUUACUAACAAGACAAAGGCCAUUGUGUGGGGCAUGCAGCAGCGUGCUGUUCAAGGCAUGCUGGACUUCGACUAUGUCUGCUCGCGCAAGGAGCCGUCCGUGGUUGCCAUGAUAUACCCCUUCACUGGGGACCACAAACAGAAGUUUUACUGGGGACACAAGGAGAUCCUUGUACCAGUGUACAAGAGUAUGGCUGAUGCCAUGGCAAAGCACCCAGAGGCUGAUGUAAUGGUCAGCUUCGCAUCUCUUAGAUCUGCCUAUGAGAGCAACAUGGAAACUCUCAACUUCCCUCAGAUUCGAACCAUUGCCAUCAUAGCGGAGGGAAUUCCAGAAAAUCUGACAAGGAACCUGGCGAAAAAAGCCACCGAGAAAGGCGUGUCCAUCAUUGGUCCAGCUACAGUUGGUGGCGUUAAGCCCGGAUGUUUUAAGAUUGGUAACACAGGAGGUAUGCUGGACAACAUUCUGGCCUCAAAACUUUACAGGCCAGGCAGCGUGGCAUACGUCUCCAGAUCUGGUGGAAUGUCCAACGAACUCAACAAUAUCAUGGCACUCAACACAAACGGCGUGUAUGAGGGGGUAGCUAUAGGGGGAGACAGAUAUCCGGGAACAACAUUCAUGGACCAUAUCUUACGAUAUCAGGACGACCCUGAAGUUAAAAUGAUUGUCCUUCUGGGAGAGGUCGGUGGAACAGAGGAGUAUCACAUGAUUAACGCUAUGAAGGAUGGCCGCGUCAACAAGCCUGUGGUUGCCUGGUGUAUUGGUACCUGUGCUAAGAUGUUUACAUCAGAAGUCCAGUUUGGCCAUGCUGGAGCAUGCGCUAAUGCCGAGGCCGAGACAGCCGACGCUAAGAACAAAGCCCUGAAGGAUGUGGGAGCAUUCGUACCUCGCAGUUUUGACGAGCUUGGAACUGUCAUCCAGGAAGUGUAUGACAGUCUUGUUGAGGAUGGAAUCAUCACACCACAGCCCGAACAGGCUCCUCCCACUGUCCCUAUGGACUUUACAUGGGCCAGGGAGCUUGGUCUGAUCAGGAAACCAGCUUCCUUCAUGACGAGUAUCUGUGACGAACGAGGCCAGGAGCUGUUGUAUGCUGGGAUACCUAUCACCGACAUCUUUAAGGAGGACAUGGGUAUAGGAGGGGUCCUCAGUCUUCUCUGGUUCCAGCGAAGACUGCCCAAGUAUGCGACAAAGUUUAUUGAGAUGUGCCUGAUGGUGACUGCUGACCACGGUCCAGCUGUGUCCGGAGCCCACAACACCAUUGUGUGUGCCAGGGCAGGCAAAGAUCUUGUGUCCUGUCUAGCCUCUGGACUGCUGACCAUUGGAGACAGAUUUGGCGGUGCUUUGGAUGCGGCAGCUAAACAGUUCAGCGACGCCUACGUCAGUAAAAUGAUUCCUAUGGAAUUCGUCAACUCAAUGAGAAAGGAGGGAAAACUCAUCAUGGGCAUAGGUCACAGGGUCAAAUCGAUAAACAACCCGGACAUGCGUGUCGUGAUCCUGAAGGAUUACGCCAAGAAGAACUUCCCGGUCACGCCUCUUCUAGACUACGCCAUCGAGGUGGAGAAAAUCACAACAUCAAAGAAACCUAACCUCAUCCUGAAUGUAGACGGCUUCAUUGGGGUAGCGUUCGUAGACUUACUGACAAACUGUGGAUGUUUCACUAGUGAGGAAGCCAGAGAGUUUGUAGAUAUCGGGGCCCUGAAUGGACUGUUCGUGUUAGGGCGCAGCAUGGGAUUUAUUGGUCACUUCCUGGACCAGAAACGAUUGAAGCAAGGUCUAUACCGCCAUCCCUGGGACGAUAUCUCCUACAUCAUGCCGGAGACUAUGGGACUGAUGGGUGAUCGCACAGAAAACGUGUAACGAACCAACAACGAAUAACAGAAAAUACGCAACAUUCUGUUCAGCAAAAGAUGUGGAAGGAAACUCUCUCUGACAACAUCAAGUUACAGACAAACUGUACUUCAUGAUACAGGACUACUUGGUUGUGUACACCAGUGUUUAGCUACAAUGGAACAAUCACUCAAAUGGAGGAUUUCUGUUAGAGAAUCACAAGGGGCUGUACCCCUAUAAUGUUUAAGGAUCAUGGGAAAGAUUUACAUAAAUCACAGUCACCUUUUAGCACAAUUUCCUUUGUUUAUAAUAACACAAUUCAGUGCACAUUUAUUCACUUAAAAUGAUUUUAGAUUUUUGAGAUAGAUAUUAAAAUUCAGUGUUGUUAUAAUUUAGCAUUUCAACAACCACAGGAAAGAGCACUUGAAAAAAAAAUCUAAAAUGAUACUAAAGAGUUUAUAUGCUGCUAGUAAGAUUUUGUGUUGAAAAUAAUUGGAUCUAGGAAAAUGACUUUAAAGAUUCUGUGCUAAAAGCAUUUUGUUGGGAUAUUUAAUUACAAUAUUAUCAUUGUUGGGUUUGGUUACACUCUGUUUUCUAAAAACGGUUAUGAAUAAUGUGGGAGACGUAUAUUGUGAUUGUUAAUGCUGUUGAUGACUGGUACCCAGAUUGUAAUAUUAAUUUGUGGUAUCAUAAAUUGUAUUAUGCUAAGUGUUUAGUUGGACCAUUAGAAAAUAGUUACUGACCAUGUGACCUGUCUUGUUAUAAACAUGGUGUAAAACUGGUGUAAAAGUGUGUGUGUUAUUGUUAAUGUUACCUAGGCAACUAACCUCUGUACAGAAGAACCCUUGUUAGUCUGACAAUCUAGGGGGAAAACAAUCCAGAAACUAAUCCCUCCAAAAAAAAGUUCAUGGAAGUAAAAUGCUUGUCUUAUACUAUUAUUAUCUCUGCCCCGACAAACUUCUACUGCACCUUGAUCAGAUAUAUUUCGGAUUGCAUGCCUUUUUUGUCCAAUCAGAAUGCAGACAUAUAAUAUGGUCAGGUCAGUCUUCAUGUCUGGUGCUAAUGAAGACACAUUGAAUGUUUCGCGUUUAUGUUUAAAAACUGAUGUUAGGAAAGUUUUCGUUUAAAUUAUCACAGUUUGAAAGUUAAGCUUUCAGUCGAAUACAUGAAACUAUUGCAUGAACAGAAUUCCACUUUAAAAUUUAAUUUAAAAAAUCGAUUGUUGGCAUCUGAUAACAACAGCCACGUAUACAUGUUAAUGAUGUAUUGUAUUUAUAAAGAUGUAGUGAACAAAGUCCACAUUUGAAGAGUUUUGUUUCAAACAUUCAGAAUUUGUAUAAUUAUUUGUUUCGUCUUUAAUAUAUUUAACUUAUUUCUCAUCUUUCUUAUUUAAUCAGUGUCUUAUAUCACAAUUUUGUGUCAUACAACAUUUUCCCAAAUUAGACAGGUGUAUAUUCCACCAUUUAAGUGUAGCCAAGUUGGCUUUUCUGUCUGCACUCCAGGGGAUAGACAAGCUGCACCGUCUCAACCAGAAGUAAAGUUUAAUGUUAUCUGGAGCACUGGACAAUAUGCUGUUGUUGAAAUAUGUAUUUCAUAUAAUGAAAUAUUUACUUGAUCAUUAAUACCCCAUUCAGUGGUUCAACAGUGCUAAUAAAUUAAUAUUUAUUUAGACAUUGAUAUUAAGUAUUAUUAUACCUCAUCUAUAUAACAGUGUGUUGUAUUGGAUUACAUUGAUAAAAUGAUGGGAAAAUAAAACAUUGUGUUUCCCUCUUCAUCUCCAGUUUCUCAAGACACAUUUCCCUAUUUCAGAGCCUCUUUAUAGGAAAAUAAGCAAAAUUCACCACACCAGAAAAACAAUAAUAGCCCAUGCCACUCAGAGUUGAGGAUAGAAAAAUAUCUUUUAGGAAUACAAACCAGUACAUCAACUCACACUUGGAGUAAAAUGUGUGAAACAGAAAGACCAGUUCACAAAAUCGAGACAAAGUAUUUUUGAACUGGAUGAUUGAUCUAGACAAAAAAUGAAUUAGCUCACAGCAAAAUAACAUUGGGUGAAAAAGUUACCCGAGAUAAAAAGAAGGUUAUAAUCUAUUCUGAAAGUUUAAUUUUUAAAAUAAAUGUAUUUUCUAUUCUGAAAAUCUAAAAAAUUUCAAAGAUAUUAAGAAAAGAAAUCAUACAUAUCCUGGUUUCAAGAGCAUUCUUUCACUUAAGCCUUUUUUUAUAAAGAAUUAUAAUUAAGAAAUUUCCUAAACUGAAAAAAACAAAGGUUUUCCUCUACCUCAACACUGAUUUUCAGUUUUAGCUUUAGGGAUAUUUGUGAGAUAAAUGCAUAAUAAUGUUUCAAGGACAGUUGUAAUUAAUGAAGAAAUGACCAUUAAUAGACUAUCUCAUUUAUACUAAGGUCAAUUUGUGGUGUGAUGAAAAUUGGUCGGUUCAUAUUAAGGGGAGGAAAAUCAGACUAUUUGAGCUAAGAAAGGGGGUUGAGCAAAAUUGUUACGAGGAGAUGCCUAUACUUACUGUUUCAUUCAGAAUGUUAAUGUUUUAAAAUAGAUAUUUUUUUUCAUUUAUCAUUACAUGCAUUCUUGAAUUAUUUCAUCUUUUUUAUUAUUAUUAAACAUUUUUAUUUUUUCUACUUUUUUUUUAAUCAUGUUAUGCAACAAUUCUUUGUGCAAUUAUCAAAACAUAUCUUAUGUUCUCAUUUUUAAGUAUAUAAAGCAGUUAAGUCUUAAAAAUUAUAUAUACUGGUAUGUCUCAUUUUCACACCACUUUUUACUUUCGUAAAUUCCAGUUGAAUAUAUACCGACACCAUAAAAUGCUGAGCACAGUGAGAACAUGUGCUGCCUCUUAAAGUUGAUCGGUGUGUGCAUUGAUUAAUCCUAUUUGGCUGCUUACUAAUUGUUUACUAUAAACAGUCAAGAGAUGUGAUGUCUUUUAAUUUCAAAAUCGUGAUUUACAAAGCUUUGUCGUCUUACUUUUAUAAGUUGUUCAGACACAUAUCAAGCUAACCAAUAACAUGUACCUUGUCCUUUGUAUUUUUGUGUAGAAAAUAUGUAUAUAUAUGCAAAAGUAUUUAUAUGUCUAUAAGGUAUGUCUAUAAGGUACUUAUAUUUCAAGUUUCUUUCAAUAGAAAUGGUAUAUUCUCGUGUAUGACCUACUAUCAAUUCAUAUAGAACGUUAACCUUUAUAGAAGGGUCUGUGGUGUAAAGCUAGAGCUACCCCCAAUCAGCUGUAAGUUGCUGUCACAGUUGCAGAUGUAGAUCCAGGAUUGUUGAAAAGAACUAGGUAUAUAUAAAGAUCUCAAUCAUAGGGGUUUGUAUACUGGAAUUGGCAAGAACUUAUAAUGGAUAUUAGGAAGAAUGAUUUCAUAUAAACAAAAAUAAAUUUGAUACGGGCAUAUGAAAUAUUCUCCCAAAACUAGAUUUAAAAUAUAUCAUUUUGGCUGUGCUGUAUUUCUAGUACUAAUAUUACUACCUGACUAGACAUUAUCAUAGCUGCUGUACUUCAAUUAACUGUUCUGGAGAUGACUUGGACAACAAAUUCAAAAAUGAUAGAAAAUAUAUAUAGCAUUUGCUGUAUCGGGGGUCAUUGUAAAGAACUAGGGCCUGUUCUUUUAUGUUUGUUUUUAAAUGUAACCAUUUCGGGUAUGAAUUCUGGUGAACCUGCAAAUGUUUAUGCAGGCCUUGCAAGGCUUCGUCAAGCAGAUUACUAGGUCCAGCCUUAUUUGAUAAACGAACAACUGUGGUCCAACUGCUUAAACGGAAACGGCCCUAGACUGCAUAUUAUUCAUCACUAGAUCUGUCUGUAUGUCUCUCCACCAGGAGACGUUUGUUGUGUACUUCCUGUCUGUAAACCACUCAUGUACUUAGUGCUUUACAGUAGUAUACAAAGAGGGUGUUGUACAAUAAAAUCAGGAUGAAAAUUG